Messenger RNA from Hipposideros armiger (great roundleaf bat), 5925 nucleotides. RefSeq names its product prostaglandin F2 receptor inhibitor (gene PTGFRN). Bases 305 to 2587 code for a protein of 760 amino acids. The record is from RefSeq and is a predicted model, not a curated record. Gene Ontology annotation, cellular component: membrane. The transcript is spliced from 9 exons. NCBI's taxonomy places the organism in Eukaryota, Metazoa, Chordata, Mammalia, Chiroptera, Hipposideridae.
CUCUUCCCUUUUGCUUUCGGGAAGCGGCUGGGGUUGUUCGCUCGGCGCAGCGGAGCGGCUCUGGCGCCCGGCUCCCGGUGCCCGGCCGGCCGGAGGAGGGCGGGGAGGAGGUAGGCGGACCGGCGGGAGCGAGGGGCGCACGUCCGCCCGGCGCUGGGAUCGCUCGGCUGGCGCGGAGAGCGGAGCAGGCGCGCGGCCCAGGCGGAGGAGCGCCGACUCUGGAGCAGCCGGAGCUGGAGGAGGAGGAGGAGGAGAGGCGGCGGGGAAGGAGGCGGCGGCGCAGAGUCGCUCCCGCCCGGCGAGCAUGGGGCGCCUGGCGCCCAGGCCGCUGCUGCUGGCGCUGCUGGCGCUGGCUCUCUGUCGAGGGCGCGUGGUGAGAGUCCCCGCUGGGAGCCUGGCGCGGGUGGUGGGCACCGAGCUGGUCAUCCCCUGCAACGUCAGCGACUAUGAUGGCCCGAGCGAGCAAAACUUUGACUGGAGCUUCUCGUCUUCGGGGAGCAGCUUUGUAGAACUCGCUAGCACCUGGGAGGUGGGCUUCCCGGCCCAGCUGUAUCAGGAGCGCCUGCAGAGGGGUGAGAUCCUGUUGAGGCGAACAGCCAACGAUGCCGUGGAACUCCACAUAAAGAACGUCCAGCCCUCAGACCAAGGCCACUACAAAUGCUCAACCCCCAGCACGGACGCCACUGUCCAGGGCAACUAUGAGGAUACAGUGCAGGUGAAAGUGCUGGCCGACGCCCUGCACGUGGCCGCCAGCCCGCCGCCCUCCCCGGGCCUGAGCCUGCGCCAGGGUGAGCCCUUCGAGCUGCGCUGCGUGGCUUCCACCGCGUCCGCGCUGCACACGCACCUGGCGCUGCUGUGGGAGCUGCGGCAUCGCUCCGCCCGGCAGACUGUUCUCGCCCUGACCCACGAGGGCCGGCUGCGCCCGGGGCCCGGCUACGAGCAGCGCUACCACAGCGGAGACGUGCGGCUGGACACGGUGGGGAACGACGGGUACCGCCUCUCCGUGUCCCGGGCGCUGGCCGAGGACCAGGGAACCUACAGGUGCGUCGUCAGCGAGUGGAUCGAAGAGCAGGGCAACUGGCAGGAAAUCCAAGAAAAAGCCGUGGAUGUGGCCGCCGUGCUGAUCCAGCCAACAGUUCUGCGAGCAGCUGUGGGCAGGAAUGCGUCUGUGGCUGAAGGAAAGGAGCUGGACCUGACCUGCAACAUCACGACAGACCGAGCGGAUGACGUCCGACCCGAGGUGACGUGGUACUUCAGCAGGACGCCCGACAGCACUGUGCCUGGCCCCCAUGUGCUGGCACGGCUGGACCGUGAUUCUCUGGUGCACAGCUCCCCUCACGUCACUUUGAGUCACGUGGAUCUGCGCUCCUACCGUUUACUGGUUCGAGAUGUCAGCAGGGAAAACUCUGGCUACUAUUUCUGCCAUGUGGCGCUCUGGGCACCGGGGCACAACAGGAGCUGGCACAAGGUGGCAGCGGCCGUGUCUGUUCCCGCCGGUGUGGAUGUGAUCUGGCUGGGACCAGGCUUCUGCGGUGGUCAGGGGCUUCAGAUUCGAGAGCCGCAGGAGGAAGAAGGAAGCAGAGCGAAUUCCGUGCUUGUGGUGAAGGCGAGGCAGCCAAAGCCUUUCUUUGCUGCAGGAAAUACAUUUGAGAUGACUUGCAAAGUGUCUUCCAAGAAUAUUAAGUCACCGCGGUACUCUGUUCUCAUCACGGCUGAGAAGCCUGUCGGGGACCUCUCCAGUCCCAACGAAACCAAGUACAUCAUCUCCCUGGACCAGGAUUCUGUGGUGAAGCUGGAGAACUGGACAGAUGCCUCACGGGUGGAUGGUGUUGUGUUAGAGAAAGUGCAGGAGGAUGAGUUCCGCUAUCGAAUGUACCAGACUCAGGUGUCGGAUGCAGGGCUGUACCGUUGCAUGGUGACAGCUUGGUCUCCUGUCAGGGGCAGCCUGUGGCGAGAAGCAGCAACCAGCCUCUCCAAUCCUAUUGAGAUAGACUUCCAAACCUCAGGUCCUGUAUUUAACGCCUCCGUGUAUUCGGACACGCCAUCCGUCAUCCGGGGAGAUCUGAUCAAAUUGUUUUGUAUCAUCACUGUCGAAGGAGCAACAUUGGACCCAGAUGACAUGGCCUUCGAUGUGUCCUGGUUUGCGGUGCACUCCUUCGGUCUAGACAAGGCCCCCGUCCUCCUGUCUUCCCUGGACCGGAAGGGGAUUGUGACCACGGCCCAAAGGGACUGGAAGAGCAACCUCAGCCUGGAGCGUGUGAGCGUGCUGGAGUUCUUGCUGCAAGUGCAUGGCUCUGAGGACCAGGACUUUGGCAAUUACUACUGCUCCGUGAUCCCCUGGGUGAAGUCAGCAACAGGUUCCUGGCAGAAGGAGGCAGAGAUCUACUCCAAGCCCAUGUUUAUAACUGUGAAGAUGGAUGUGCUAAAUGCCUUCAAGUACCCGCUGCUGAUCGGCGUCGGCCUGUCCACUGUCGUCGGGCUCCUGUCCUGCCUCAUCGGGUACUGCAGCUCCCACUGGUGUUGUAAGAAGGAGGUCCGGGAGACGAGGCGCGAGCGCCGCCGGCUCAUGUCCAUGGAGAUGGACUAGACCGGUGCCCGGGAUGGGCAGUGACAGGGGGACGUUCCAGGAGCGGUUUGGGCGAGAAGAGGACAGUGAUACGUUAAAGCGAAGUGUGUUCCACGAAAAAACCCCGUCCUCUCUAAUCUCAGGUGGGACUUGGCGCUCUCUUCUGCAUGUCAAGUUCUGAGCGCGGACAUGUUUACCAGCACACGGCUUUCCUUCCCACGGCACUUUUCUGAGAACCCAUCGAGCGUGUGUUUUCCCCACGGCGGCUUUUUUAAUGGUUAACCUCUGCCUAAUUUUUUUCUCCUUCUGGUUUAUAGAUGUCUGACUUGUGUGUGUUUGUAUCUUUUGUUUCGAGGGGUUGCGGUGAGGAAGGGGUGAUGGCUUUCGGAGUUCUUUGUCUUGGGCGAGACGGUAACUGCCUGCCGGCGAGCCGGCUCCGGGGCAGGAGGCAGGUGUGCAGGGCGCUGCUGGGUGCUCCCCUCUCCUCCGGCUCAGAGACGAGGACGCAGCCCUGUGCCGAAGGCUCACUUGUGGCUUUUACAACCCUGCCCCACCCCUAUUUUCAGGGGUUGAGACGACAUUUGAAAUCUAAACUUGCAGUAUGUAACUUCUUCUUGAGCCCAAAUGCGUAUUUUUAGUUCGUGCUUCUCUGCCCCCUUUCCAGUCCUUUGCUUUAUGUGCGAGUGCUGAAAUGGCGGCCCUGGAAUCUAGAAUUUGGCUCUCCACCGAGCACCUUAUCUUGCCACCUUAGCCUUAAGAAUGAAUAUGAAGAAAAAUACACAGCCACCUCUGUCCAGGGCAGUGAGAGGGUCUGCGAGGAAGAGGGGGUUGGGCACAAGGGAGGGAGCAGACACCCCGUUAGUGCUGAGGCCACUGUGCCCCGAGGGGACCCCGUGGAGCACAGAAGGCAGAUCGGGGAAGUAGGUUUCGGCAGUUCAUGCCGGGACGAUCAGUGGUGCCAGGGGCAUGUCAGGCGGAAGAAGCCGCCUCCGUUCCCCUCUCCUGCCCUUCGCAGGAGGCAAAGGCCUUGGCCACCACGGGGCUGCCAGGGGGACCCACAGGUACCCCACGUCCUUCACAGGCUGCCUGAUCCCCGUAACGUGAAGGGGAAUUGCAGCUUGCCAGACUGACUGACUUCACGGAAUCAGAAAUUGCCUAGAAGAUCCAGGCAUUUUCUCUGACCUUUUCAGUCCUUCGGAUCGUUGUAAGCUCCCCGUGCAGCGGGUUAGUGAGAAAGGGUAUACUUUUGUGGUACGUUUGCUUUCCUCUCAGGCACAGAAGGAAACCCGACCAUUUAUUACCCUGUGAGCAGCCUACAGAGUAGAUCAGAGAGCAGUCCGUUUUGCCCGAGUGCUCACACCAGGAGUGGGACAAAGGGAUCCUGAAGUGUCUCGCCCGGCACAGCGCUGGCCUUCUGGAAGCAUCCCGGUGGGGUUUUCUGAGGCUUGCUCGCGAGUGACUCAUGUCCCACGUUGCACCCCUCUGUGUUGCUGUCCCGGCCCUGACAGAUCUGAAGGGGGAAAAAAAAGAUGCGUUUGUUUUGAGCAAUAAAAUAAUACAAAACGAUGGCCAUUCAUGUGCGGCUCUUUGUCACAAUGGGCCAGACCAGCCGUACCCCUCCCGGCUCACCAUCUUCCUGCCCACGAUUCGUUCUGCACUUAUCGCUGAUUCACCCCCAGGAGGCAGAUUUCUGCUCGGUUUUUUCUUUUUUGUUUUGCCCACAGAGGCGACCACUCAUGUGACAGACAUGAUUCUGCGCUAAUGGUGGCAGCACAGACGCAUCCCAAGCCUGGUGUCUGUGGUGGGAAGAUGCGGGGUUGGGGGGAGGGCAGGUGUGUUCCUCAGAGUGUGAGUGACUAGAGGAAGAGGAGGAGGCCUCGAGCGCGCUAGACUUGGGUAUUUUCUAUUUGUCGUUUCCUAACUGUGCUGUUUCAGAGGCGGUGGUCCCAGGUGAUUGAUUGUACAAACUGGAAUUCGAGCACACCUGUCAACAGGUGCUAUGUUAGUAGCAGCCGGUGCCCUCGAGCCCUGGCAGUUAUCACACUCACUAAAGGAAGAUUUAGGAUUGUUGCAGUGUGGGUAGACCCUUCUUGGCAGGAGGAAAGGGCACUUAGCUUGGGGCGUGACCAGGUGGCCCCAGGUGUCUGUGAAACCAUGGAUGGGGCACACCAGAUGCUCGGUAGGAGUGAAGGUGACGUGUGCUCACACACUGUACCUUUUCCUUUCAAAUUGCUGUUGCUGUUCAGGACUGGGGUUGCUAAGGCAUUGACCCCAACCCCACCCCCUGGCCAUGGGGCUGGCCCAACUGCAAGCCCUCUGGGGCUAGUUCAAAGAGGGGAGAAUUUCCAGGGUUUUGUGCCAAGGCCCCCCAUUCCUCCCGGGGACGUCAGUUUGCCUGGAAUGCGUGUCCAUUUAGAAGUGUGAGAUGCACUCUGGUUGUACCAAAUGGAGGCCUCCCAGAGUGCGUUUUGGAAGAGCUUCCUGCCAGAAGCACCGGGCUGGACGGAAGAAGGAGCUAGCCAUGAUUCACACGGAUGAAAUUGCACUUCUUAACAAAAAGAAACUUUAUAAAAUGUUUGGGUUUUCUCCUAAUCCUAAAAGUCUCCCCAGAAAGAGCCUACGCUAUGUUCAGGUAGGAGCCUCAACAUUACUUUUAAAUUGUUUACUUUAUAAUGUUUACAUACACUUUCCACUUUAAAAAAAAAAGAAAAAGAAAAAAUGCAAACUCUGACUUUUUGACCACUCUUCAGAUUUUUCAUGGGACAGUGGAACUCUGACUCGCCAACUGGAUUUCCAUCUUAAUUUAGAAAUUUAUUUAUUGGUGUCUUUCCUCCCCUCCAGUCCACAUGGCGUUCCCUAAGGUCCUGGUGAAGGCCCCUCCUACCCAGACCCUUAUCUGUUAUCCCUGGUUGCUCUUGCUUCUUGCUUUGCAGGCUGUCUGCAGCCAUGAUUUUGUCACUGAUAUCUGUGAGCCAAAGACUGAGCCUUUUGGGCAGGAAUAAUAAUAAGCAAUACUACACAACUUGCUCCUUUCAGAAACACUUUUUUGUUAGCUUCACCGAUGACAGCAGAGGAAGAAGGGAACUGGGGUUUGGGUACGUUCUCCUCCACUGUUUGACCAAAUUCUCAGUGAUAAAUAUUGUGUGCAGAUCACUAGGAGAAAAAAGUUGACUUUUUUUUUUUUUUUAAGCGUGGCACAUAAGGAUCUGCCGACUUUUAUGUAGACAAAGAAAGGGUCUCGUGUAUUUUUGUCCAUAUCCAAUGUUAUAUGAACUAAUUGUAUUGUUUUAUACUGUGACCACAAAUAUUAUGCAAUGCACCAUUUGUUUUUUAUUUCAUUAAAGGAAGUUUAAUUUAAA